AUGAAUCUGAGGAAGAUUCACAGGAAGAAGAAGAAGAAACAGCCGGAGAAGAACAGGAAGUUCACGAAAUGUUGGAAUCUACUCCACAAAAACGAGGUCGCGGACGACCAAAUUUGGAAAGAACUGGACGGCGUGGUAGACCGCGUAAAUUAUAUCAUACCGCUAAUGUCGCAAAAUGUCAGGAAUGGCAACAAUACGUGGAGUUUGGUAAGUAGACCAUUGAAUAAAAAGGUCACAAAGAAUAAGUGGGUUUACAGGAUAAAGCGAAAUCAGGAUGGAAAUAUUGAAAAAUUUAAAGCCAGGCUAGUUGCACGCGGAGACCAACAAUUACCAGGGCAGCAUUAUGACGAGACAUUUGCGCCUGUAGCAAGGUUUGAGAUGUUAAGAGCGUUGUUAGCUAUAAGUGCCGAAAAUGAAAUGUUCGUUCACCAUAUGGAUAUAGUUUCCGCGUACACAUAG
Hylaeus volcanicus is the source of this 459-nucleotide messenger RNA. RefSeq lists its product as uncharacterized. The coding region runs from base 1 to 459 and encodes 152 amino acids. NCBI's taxonomy places the organism in Eukaryota, Metazoa, Arthropoda, Insecta, Hymenoptera, Colletidae. The record is from RefSeq and is a predicted model, not a curated record. The transcript is spliced from 2 exons.